GCGGCCCCGGGUGCUGGGGAACCACGUGGAAGCGGCGGCCGCCGCCUGUUUUCUGCGCUGCGGACGCGGCUCCGUCCCACCCCCGAGGCCGGGCAUGGCGACGGCGGCGAAGCGGCCCAAGCAGGUGGCUGCAGGGGGCAGCCCUGCAGAGGACGGCAGAGCUGACCCCCUUUCUGGCUUCCUGGAUUGGUGUGAGAAGGUCGGGUUGGAGCUCAGCCCAAAGGUCUACGUGAGCAAAGAGGGCACGGUGUCAGACUACGGCCUGUUGGCCAGAGAGGACCUCCAGAUCGGAGAAGUCCUCUUCACCGUUCCAAGAGCCGCGCUCCUGUCCCAGCACACCACCUCCAUCCGGUCCCUCUUGGAAAAAGACCAAGCGUCCCUGGAGAGUCAGUCUGGCUGGGUGCCUCUCCUUCUGUCUUUGCUGCAUGAAUACACGGCCAGCAACUCCCACUGGCGUCCCUACUUCUCGCUCUGGCCUGACUUCAGCAGCCUGGAUCACCCCAUGUUCUGGCCUGAAGAAGAGAGGGUGAGGCUCCUACAAGGCACUGGCAUCCUAGAAGCGGUGAACAAAGACUUGGCCAACAUCCAGCUGGAGUACACCUCCAUCAUCCUGCCCUUCAUGGAGUCCCACCUGGACCUCUUUGACCCCAAGCUGCAUACGCCGGAGCUGUACCGGAGGCUGGUGGCGUUCGUCAUGGCCUACAGCUUCCAGGAGCCCCUGGAUGAGGAAGACGAGGAUGAGAAGGAGCCCAACCCGCCCAUGAUGGUGCCCAUGGCUGACAUUUUGAAUCACGUGGCCAAUCACAAUGCCAACCUGGAAUAUUCCCUGGAGUGUUUGAAAAUGGUCACCACGCAGCCCAUCAGCAAAGGCCAAGAGAUCUUCAAUACCUACGGCCAGAUGGCCAACUGGCAACUCAUGCACAUGUACGGCUUUGCUGAGCCGUACCCCGGCAACACGGACGACACUGCCGACAUCCAGAUGGUGACGGUGCGCAGGGCUGCCCUGCAGGGUGCCAGCACUGAAGUGGAGCGGCAGCUUGUCUCUGAGCAGUGGGAUUUCCUUUGCCAGCUGGAGAUGGUGGGGGAAGAAGGAGCCUUUGUGAUUGGCUGGGAGGAAGUGUUGACGGAGGAAGAGCUCUCCAUGACAUUGAAGGUGCUGUGUAUGGCUGCAGAGGAAUUCAAAGAGUUUAAAGAGCAUGAGGGCUGGGAAGAAGACACAGAGGAUGAAGAGAGCUUUACUUUGUCUAACGAGACAAUACCCAGACUCAAAGCCUCAUGGAAGAAGCUUCUCCAUGACAGUGCACUGCUGACGCUGGAGUCUUACAGCUCAGACCUGAAAGCAGAGCAGGACUUGCUAAAUGACAAGGUGGCUUAUGGCAAACUAAGCCUGAGAGAGCAGCAGGCCUUGCAAGUGCGCUAUGGGCAGAAGAGGAUCUUGCACCAAUUGCUGGAGCUGACUAGCUAGCAGAGGCUGAACUGGGACUUGCAGCCUUUGUAUAAAGCAAACCUUGCACUCUCACCCCCACUGUCAGGAUGGAUGGGGUGGCCACUUGUAUUCAGGAAGACCAGAGGGUGAGAGUUGAUUUGGACCCAGUUAUUCCUGAUAUUUCUGUAGUGGCUUUUCAUCUACCUCUUGACUUUCUAUAAAUUACAUACCUGUCUUACUGGGGAGGGAAAAGUCUGUUCAUUAAAUUUCAGCCAUAAGUGUGAAAUGCAGGAGGGUUCCCCCAAGACCCAACAUGGGUGAGAGUUAAGGAGGAAGCAUACCCAGUCUAGCCAUGCUAAGGUUGAUUGAGGAGUGUGUUGUAGGGAUGGCACUGACCCACCCCUCGGACACUUGCAAGGAUGACAUCUUGAAGUGGUUCUCCUCAUUCACUGUCACCAAGCAUCUAAGAAAAUGCUCACUGUAGUCAACAGGGAGUUUUCCAUUAGUAGAACAUCCUGCUAACAGCCUUCAAACUCUGUAAGCAGCUGUGCCUGCAGCCCAGCCCUGAUAGUAACUCCUUCAAAGCCUGAGUAGGGCUGCAGAUUUUUCCCAAGCUUCAGACUAAAGAUAGCACAUUUCAGAACCCUGAAUCUGCUAGAGAGUUGGCUCAGUUCUCUCCCUUGCACUUCAUCCUGCGUAUGGUCAAGCAACAAGCCCUGAGACAGAGCUAUCAGUUAUCAUCAUAUUGUUACUCAGUUUUGCUGUAGGUAAAGCCUGAGGGGUUUGGGGGUGUAACUAAAAUGACCAUGGGCUUUUAGCACUGAUUAGUGUUAUGCACUUUUUUGGCCAGUAUGUGACAGGAUGUUUUUACCCAGUUCUGAGAUGGCAAGAAUUCCUCUGUGGUAUGACUUCAGUCCCAACAGUGAGGGAGGACAGGGGGUGCUAUCUGCCUUUCUCCUUAGAAAGUCAGCAGAGAGCAGCCCAGUGAUUUGUGCCAUGCCAUCUCUGCCAUGCAGUAGGUAAGGGAUGCUUGGCAACACAAGUUGUCUUUGGGAAUUGCUCCACUGUCUAGAGGCCUGGAUGGUCACUGCCAGAAUCUUAAGAUCC
Mauremys mutica (yellowpond turtle) is the source of this 2533-nucleotide messenger RNA. It is a transcript of the gene SETD6, whose product is annotated as SET domain containing 6, protein lysine methyltransferase. Gene Ontology annotation, cellular component: nucleus. The transcript is spliced from 9 exons. The record is from RefSeq and is a predicted model, not a curated record. Gene Ontology annotation, biological process: peptidyl-lysine monomethylation. Bases 95 to 1465 code for a protein of 456 amino acids. NCBI's taxonomy places the organism in Eukaryota, Metazoa, Chordata, Testudines, Geoemydidae. Gene Ontology annotation, molecular function: protein binding; protein-lysine N-methyltransferase activity.